AUGGUCCUGGCCGCGCUUGCCCUCUCAGCAGCUGUGUUGGUGGUGACAGCAUGUGCUGAUAAGCUGCAAGUCUUUGGUCAUGCGCUCAACACAGGGCAAACCAUUCCACCUCGGUGUGUGCAGGCUGAUGAGACGAGCCAUCUUCUCUGGGUGGACUGGGCUUUGAAGCCGCCAGGACCGGCGGCACAUGUAGUUGAAGUGAAAGUUGCCUGGCACACGGCGCUGCCCAGUGAUCCCGAGGAUCAGGCUAUCUUUAUCGCACAGCUUGGCAGAAACGGUAGCAGCUUCUCCAUCAAGGACCUUCGUCGUGUGCAGCUCUUCGAGGCUGAUUCCAUGUCUGAGGAGGGACCACCAGCUGCUCGAGUGCUUAGGGGUGAGCUGAGCCUUGUCCUUGAUGUCGAUGGCGGGGACGUGCUUGGGCUGUUGGAUUCCUGCGAAGGCCUGGGCCUUGCGUGCAAGAAGCAGAAUGCACGGGCAGAGCAGGCGACAGAGCGCGUCAGGCACCAGCCCUCUUUCGGCACCGUGGGCACAUGCAGGCUGUGA
Symbiodinium sp. CCMP2592 is the source of this 543-nucleotide messenger RNA. The record is from the annotation of a GenBank genome assembly. NCBI's taxonomy places the organism in Eukaryota, Dinophyceae, Suessiales, Symbiodiniaceae.